Molecule: messenger RNA, 5847 nt
Organism: Cyprinus carpio (common carp)
Lineage: Eukaryota; Metazoa; Chordata; Actinopteri; Cypriniformes; Cyprinidae
Source: RefSeq, a predicted model, not a curated record
CCUGGCUCUUCACAGCAUGUGCGUGUAUCGCGUCUUCAGAAGAUCGCGAAGCGUCUCGAGUUUCAUCCGUCUCUUUAAACUUUGAUGGCAGUAAUGGAUGCGCGUUUUGCAAGUUUAAUGCGUUAAAACAAAGAGUUUCCAGGAUUCUCAUGCGGAUUAAAUCUUUGUUUUGAACAGGAGAAGUUUAGACACUGAGUCGAAGUGGAGAUGCAUUGUAAAUUAACUCUUAUUGGAUAACUCCACAUAAGAGGAACGGCAGCAGCUACUGAGGAGCUUUUACCAUGCAGGGAUACACAUGGAGUUCAAAUCAGUGUCCUUCGCAAAGAAACCAAGACCGGCCUCCACCACAAUACCAAGAACGACUUCCACCUCAGUACCAAGAACGACUUCCACCUCAGUACCAAGAACGACUUCCACCUCAGUACCAAGAACGGUCUCCACCACAAUACCAUGAACGGUCUCCACCUCAGUACCAUGAACGGUCUCCACCUCAGUACCAAGAACGGUCUCCACCUCAGUACCACCAAGAACAAUUCCCACCAAAUAACCAUGCUGUCAGAAAUGAUCAACCCAAUGCAUUACAGGUACAUCUCAUCCCGCAACUUCAAACCACAUUAGAGAAAAGAUAUUCCAAUAGACAACAAGAGGCUGCAAAUCAGUGGAACGCUUGCUCAGGCAGUGCGGACUCUUCUACUUUUCAACAAAACUCAAAUGGAUAUAAUUGGUUGAAACGGACAAACCAGAUCCGUCCCCAGCACCCAUUUGCAGCCACCAACACGCAGCAGCAUUACUCAUCUGACAACCCCAGCGCAUAUAGGUAUCAUGCCCAAUUCAUGCAAUGCCAAGAUUCCUCCCCACAGAACUACAGAAACACAGGCCAUAGUCAAGCUCCAAUGUAUUGGUCUCCACAGUCAAACCAUGGCAGCUCUGUGGGUAACAGCAGGGGUUGGACUUCCCACAUUUCCAACAAUGGCAGCUCUUGUUCCAUGAAGAAUCAGCAACAAUUUCAAGCUCCUAGAAUGGCUGCUCAUCAUCACCAUCAUCAACAACAAGAGUUCUCUGGACAAAAUUCAGGCAAAAAACGAAGAUGCCACACACAAUACUCUUCUCAGUCCACCCAAAAAAGUCCUAACAAUCAAGCUCAGAGCAGAACUGAGACCAAUCGUACCUCAUGCAACUCUACGACACCACCUUCUGGAGCACAGAGCAAUGUUUCAUUGCCUUCCAAUAAUUUAAACCAAUGUCCUGUUGACCAGAACCGGCCAGAACUUGGGUCAAAAGCAGGUCCAGAUGUAUCAACCACCCAGCCUCAAAAUAAUCAAAAUGAUGGACAUCAGCCCCACUCUAAAACUCAUUUUAACUUCUCAUCUUAUGCUGACUCGCUGAUAUAUAGAUUACUGUGUUCAGAUGAUAAUGAACUAUCAGAUGAAAGAACUGCACAUCAGAACACUGGUCCAAAACAGUCGGAGGUUUGUGCAACCAAAAGGACUGAAAAUCGCUCAAAGGAACAAAGAGCACAGUGUACAGUUGAACCGCCCAGCAAAAGAAUGAAGUACGCUGUGAUUCAGAGAGACCGUUGGAACAAAGUAACAAUAGUGUCCAAAGACAAAAGUGAUUUUGGGGUGCAAUCUGCUCAAACUGGUACCCAUACAAGUAGCGAUAAAAACAGACGUAAAGGAACGAUCCAACACAACAUAGAGUACAGUACAGACCCAGCAGAUUGUCUUGAAGUGGUGUUUGCAUUACAGAAAGCUGCUCAGCAAAGUCACAAGGCCAUAGCCAUCGUUCCACCCAUUUCCCAGCAGAUCUUAAACGCUGCACCGAUGGCUGAUACCAGCCCCAGAAAAGCUGAAAGUCCACCGUUAAAGAUCGAUUGCGUUUGGUCACUUGUUGAGGAGUAUAAUGAACAAAAAACUGUAAAUGACAAGCUGUCUGAAUCCUCCUCACAAAUGGCUCAACAGGACAACAAAAGCCUUGAAAAUGCGUCUGAAAGCAACAUCGCAGACCCCGAUGCAUGCUCUGCUAACACGGUUGAAUGUCAAAAUGAUGUGCAGCAAAGUGACUGUGAUUCAAGUGAUCCUUCAUAUGACUUGUCCAGUGUGCCAGUGAUUGACCACACACUGGUGAAACUGAUGGACUUAGCAAAGUCUUUAGAGAUGGCCGAGUUAUCGGCCGGAUAUUCUGAGUAUUCUGAGAGCGUUUUAGAAAGGAUCGUGAAACUCUACUGGAAUGGGAAAGCUUCCAAUAUGUUGGAGCCUUUGAAAUCAUUUGAGGAGGUACUGCAUUUAUCCAUAAUAUAUGCAAAGGAUUACGGGUCUGUGGUAUUUAAAAGCAUCGAAACGGAAAACCUGAAGAAGCUAGCUCAUUGCGACAUUCUCAAAAAUGAGAUGUAUUCAUCGUCAGAGGAGUUCAGGUCUUCUUGGUUAAAUGUUGAUGGACAGCCAGCUGAUAUUGAAAAGGUGCUUUCAGAGCCACCGUUGGAUGACACAACUGUGUUCAAUGCAACAUUUUUUUCAGAUAACACUCUUGUCGCUUCAGCCAGUUUAGGUGUGAAUUCCCUUAAAGACAUGCCGGAGGUUUCAUCCGAGGAGAAAAGUGUGAAUCCACACACGAGCAGUCCAACAGAUCUUUUCAUACAAAAGGCAGGAAAUGACAUUGAGGAUGUGACUGCGGAAAACAAUGGGCAUUUAUAUGUAAUGCUCAGAAAAGAAAGUGAGAAAGAGGCAUUCAAGAAGCAAGAGGACAUCAAUCAAAACCAAAAUUUUAAUACAGAACCCUCAGACAUCUCACCUUUAGCUGAAAGGUCUGCAGAGAAACUUGCAGACCUCGGCAGUGCAAAAGAUUGUUUGCAAAUGCAAACACAUGAUAAUGUAUCAGAUUCACCGUCUCUGAGCCCUGGAGACAGUGUUUCAGAUGGUGUAAAAAACUCUGAGGUGUCUUUCUCUACUGAGACUCAUUGUACCUCCAUGGAUACAUGGCAGGUGGAAGAUGUUUCCGUUGAUGAAAAUCCAGGCAAUAAAGAGGCUCUGAAUAACUCCUCAGACACUUGGCUGGUAGAAGAUAUUUCCGAAGAUGAAAAUCCAGUCAGUAAAGAAGCUCUGAAUAACACCUCAGGAGAUGUUUCUGAUGAUGAAAAUCCAGGCAAUAAGGAGGCUCUUAAUAACUCCUCGGAAACCUGGCUGGUAGAAGAUAUUUCUGAUGAGGAGAAUUCUGGAAAUAAGGUGGUUCUUCUUAAUUCCUCAAACAUCUGGCAGACGGGAGACAUCUCUGAUAAUGAGAAUCCAGGCAAUAUGGACACUUCUAGCAACUCCUCAGACAUAUGUGUGGUGGAAGAUGUUUCUGCUGAUGAAAAUUCAAGUGAUGAUUCCUUGUUUAUGGGAAUCACGGUGCUAUCAUCAGAAGAUGCGAAUAUAUUCUUCCAACAGUUCAAAAGGGAACCUGAUUGUAACAUCACACACUGUGGUACAGAAAAUGCUAAAUCAAGUUCCACUAAUGUGACAAAGACAGACAGUGAUGCAGAUCUUUUUGGCCUAGAGUGUUGGGAACAGGCACCACUUUUUGAGCUAGAAGAGGAGCAAUAUGACGCCAAUCUUCUGGGCUCUGCUGCUAAACCCAAAAAAUUGGGUCAAAAUUAUAGUCUGCCAUGUCUUAAAUUGGAAGUCAAUGAGCCAAAUUUUGCUUCAACAAAGGAAUGCAUUGCAUAUGACGGACUGAAAGGUCAAAAAAGCGAUUGUCUGGUAAAAUCAAAACUGGAAGAAAAUUGUAGUCCACCAUCCCUUAAAACAGAAGUCAAGGAGUCAACUGUUGCAUCAAAUGAUGAAUGUAUUGCGUACGAAAGACUGGAAGGACAAAAGAGUGCCUUUUUAGUAAAAUCAGAACAGGGACACAAUUGUAGUCCGCCAUCUGUUGAACUAAAAGACAAGAAGCCAAAUGUUGUUCUUCCGGAGACAUGCAUUGCAGAAGAAGGACUGACCAGACAAAAAAGAGACUUUAUUGUAAAAUCAGAACUGGUAAAAAACGGUAGUCGACCAUCUCUUAAACUAGAAAUCAAGGAGCCAACUGUUGCUUCAACAAAGGAAUGCAUCGCAGGACAGGGACAAAAAAGUGACCGUAUGAUACAAUCAGAACUGAGACAGAAUUGUUGUCCGCCAUCUAUUGAACUGCAAGUCGAGAUGGCAAACGUUUCUUCUCCAGAAGAAUGCACUGCAGAUGAAGGACUGAGAAGCCCAAAGAGAAACAGUAUGACAAAAUCAGAAACGGGAGAAAAUUGUAGUUCACCAUCUCUUGAACUGAAAGUCAAGGAGUCAAAUUUUGUUUUAUCAAAGACAUGCAUUGCAGAUGAAGAACAGGUAGGUCAAAAAAGUGACUAUAUGGGAGAAUCAGAACUGGGACAAAAUCGUAGCCCACAAUGUCUUAAUCUAGAAGUCAAGGAGCCAACUGUUGCUUCAGCAGAGGACUGCAUUGCAGAUAAAGGACUGACAGUACCAAAAAGUGACAGUAUGGUAAAAUCGGUGACUAAGACCGUGUCUGAAAUUCAGGGGUCAGCUGAGAGGGAGCUAACCAAGAUUCAAUCAAAUGAGCAGAAAAAUGAAAAAACAAAGAAAAAUAGAGUACCCAAGUCCCAAUCUCUCAAGCAAUGCAGAAAACCAUUUUCAAGGAAAACUGCAUUUUCCAAGCAUAAGCUAAAAUCUGAUAGCAUUAGUACUGGUUCUGAUGAUUCUGUGCUUUUCACUCCAGAUAUUGUGGUUAAAAUGAAUGGGCCACAAAAGAAAAAACUACCUGGUGUAUCUGCAAACAAACGCCGUAGUGGUGAGAGUCAGAACUGCAGUAAGGUGAAAAAAUUCAAAGAACACGGACAAGAAAGACAAGAUAAUCCUGACAGAACCUCAACGGACCAUAGAGAAAACCUACAGAAAGUGUCUGGUCAAUCAAAUGACACACCAUCCCAGGAGUCAGAAAAAAACCCGGAGCUGCAUGGUAUUCUGUCAGUGAAUAAAAUAAAAAGUACCGAGCCGAAGAAAGUGAGGUUUGACUUAUAUGGGUCCAAAACAGAAAAACAGUACUAUGCCCCAGAACGGCGUUUUUCAGCUCCUGCUACAUUAACAGUCUCUGAUUGCAAAGGCUAUACCGAUAUUCUUUCUGCUAAACAAAAAGUUCUCAACCAGUGGAGUAGCACCUUUAUACCUAAUACAAAGAAGACUUGGUCUCCCAGGUCACCACAGGAGGGCUCACCACAGAAGAAAAAACCACAGAAACCUCAGGACCUGUUAAAGUCAAAUAUGAGUGCAUUAAAAAGCCAUUUGACUCACAGAGCCAAGCUAUUGUCUACUAGUGACAGAGAGCAAAGUCACUUUAGAAAACAAUCUUUUCAUCAAAAGCUUAGGAAAACACUAAGCGGCUAACCUGUCGAAGUUGCGUAAUUAUUGCUUUUAUUAUGUUUACUUAAAUAUGUCUACACCUAAUAGCUGUAGGUGUGAUAUGUGAUCACAGAUUAUAAUUUUUUUCAUUAUUAUUAUUAUUGAGAGCAAAAUAAAGUAAGUUUAUUUUUCUCGGGCAUUAUCGUUUGUAAUAUGCUACACUGUAUGUGACUGAAUCAUGUCUCUGAUUGAAGCCAUUUUGCUAUGUUACUUUGCAAGUAUAUGUUUAUUUUUUUAUUUUUUACCAUUAAGUACUUCUGAAUGUUGUUGCAUUAUUAUUUUUUUAUUAUUUGAAGUACUUCUGAAUGUAGUUGCAUAAUGUGAAAUAUAUAUAUUGUAUUUACAAAUACAUGACGUUGUGUCAUUUCAUACAUUUUGUAAACAACUUGUGUUGUGUUUGUGUUUCAAGCUUCUUUGGUUCUACGGCAGA